Molecule: messenger RNA, 1602 nt
Organism: Phialemonium atrogriseum
Lineage: Eukaryota; Fungi; Ascomycota; Sordariomycetes; Cephalothecales; Cephalothecaceae
Product: acyltransferase family-domain-containing protein
Exons: 3
Coding region: 193-1500 (435 amino acids)
Biological process (GO): polysaccharide biosynthetic process
Cellular component (GO): membrane
Molecular function (GO): acyltransferase activity, transferring groups other than amino-acyl groups
Source: RefSeq, a predicted model, not a curated record
UCCUGCGGUCUGGUUUGCUAGAAUUAACUUUGUUCUUCUCCUCGAUUACCGGCUCUGAAUCCCCCCGUUUCCGAGCAGAGCACGUUCUUGUUCUUGUCCUUGGAAGUUAUUUCCAUCCUGUCGUUCUUUCAGUUUGUAGGGGCAUGGAAUGAGAAAGCCGUCAAGCUAGCUCUGGCACAUCUACAUACUGCCAUGGUUAUAGGUAAAGAGGGAAAUGUGAAGUGGGUGGAUGGUCUCCGCGGACUAGCAUCCACGCUCGUAGUCGUGACGCACAUCGCGCGCGCCUUCGACGUAGCUCUCUUCCAACCAACGUCCCGCGAGGGCGCCCCUCCGCGCGUGCUACAGUGGCCGUACGUGCGCGUCCUCGUGCAGGGCCGCAUCGGCGUCAGCAUCUUCUCCUUCGUGACGGGGUACGUGUGCGCGAUCAAGCCCAUCCGGCAGUGCCGGCAGGGCAGCCAGGAGGCGGCCCUCCUGUCCAUCGGCCGGUCGGCGCUGCGCCGCAUGCCGAGGCUCGUCUUGCCCACCGCGCUCGUCACCCUGCUCAUCUGGCUGCUCGCCCAGCUCGGCGCGUUCCGCGUCGCCAAGAGCUGCGAUAGCUUCUGGGCCGGAGCCACUAGCCCCCCCGACCUGCCGCCCACGCUGUGGGGGUCGGUCAAGAGCCUUGUGGCUGGCAUCGUCGAGACGUGGACGAGGGGGAGGAACAGAUAUGAUGGGAACCACUGGAACCUGCUGUCGCUGCUCAAGGGUAGCUUCUGGGUCUACAUCUUCAUGGUCGGGACCGCCUUCGUCCAGCAGAAAUACCGAAUGCUCGCGAGUUUGGGCAUGUACUUCUACUUCUGGAUGGCCGGAGACUCCACAUUCGGCAUGCAAUUCUUCUGGGGCGUCCUCCUCUCCGACCUCCAAUCCAACGACGCCUCAACCGCCUUCCUAACCAACCACCGCCGCCUCUCGCGCCUCCUCUCCGGCACCCUCCUCCUCCUCGGCCUAACCCUCGCCUCCUACCCCGAAUCUCACCCAGACUGGACCCCCUGGUCGCGCCUCCAGCAACGCCUCCUAACCCGCAUCCUCCCCUCCAACCCGGACAUCCCCCGCUUCGCCACCGGCAUCGGCCUCUCGCUGAUAACGCUGGGCCUGCACCUCGCCCCGCGCCUGCGCGACUUCCUCUCCGCGCCGCCGCUGCUGUGGCUCGGCAGGCACUCCUUCGCCGUGUACCUGCUGCACGGGCCGCUGAUGCGGACCGUACUGGUGUGGAUGGUGUACGGCGUCGACGUGCCCGGCUCGGUGCGCGACGACAGGGGCGAGAUGGUGCCCGGGCCGCGGCUGAGGUUUCCUGGGUCCGCUGCCUUGGCUUGGAGUCUGCUUUUCUGGAUACCGUUGAAUUACGGGGCGGCUGUGUUGUGGACGGGGUAUGUUGAUCCGUGGUGUGCGCGCGUGACUGAGCGGCUGGUUGGUAGGGUUGUGCUGGAGCUGGAUGAGAAGGGUGAGAUGUUACCUAGUUGACGUCUUUUCAAAAGUGGGAAAGCCAGAGGCUACAUAUAUAUGUUUGCGUUGAUGAUAUGCUGCCCCUUUCUUUUGGUGCGGCAUUCUUGGAUAGAAGGAUGG